Scaptodrosophila lebanonensis is the source of this 3381-nucleotide messenger RNA. It is a transcript of the gene OtopLa, whose product is annotated as proton channel OtopLc. Gene Ontology annotation, biological process: proton transmembrane transport. Bases 306 to 3230 code for a protein of 974 amino acids. The record is from RefSeq and is a predicted model, not a curated record. Lineage: Eukaryota; Metazoa; Arthropoda; Insecta; Diptera; Drosophilidae. Gene Ontology annotation, molecular function: proton channel activity. Gene Ontology annotation, cellular component: membrane. The transcript is spliced from 10 exons.
GGUAUAUGUAUCACUAUAGAUAGUAUUACAGGGGCUUCUGAGUAGUAAAGAUGUGCUAGCCCGCGACUAGAUUGAAACUUUGAAACCUAUAUAUCAACAUAAUUUUGUACGCUCUUCUAGCUAGCUAGCUUCUAUAUAUUUUUACAUACUAUAGUACAUACAAUAAUAUCGCCAUACUUAUAUUGUGUACGAACAGAAAUCUAGAAUAGAAACUAGAAACUAAAAACAAAUAGAGAAAAAAAACAAUAAAAUCGAACUGAAGGCAAAAUAGAGUCGGUGAGCGGUGAAAAGGUGUGUCUGGAGGAAUGCAGCGCUGUCCCUAUCUGCAUGAAAUGCGAGAACGUCUGCUCGAUCAACCCCGAGAAACACUUCAGCUGGAACAAAUGGAGCGCGCUAACUUACUGGACAAUCGCCAGUCGGCAUCCGAAUCGAAUCAGCUACAAGGGGACGGCUAUCACACAAGUCCUGCACAUCAGCGGACCCCACUAGUGCCGCACGAUCUGGGUGAGGACUUCAAUUUGGAUUUUGAUGAUGACUUUCCAAUUGAUGCGCGACGACCAAAAAAUGCCAAGGUUUGCUACACAUUCAAGCCAAAUCCAAAUAAGCACAGUUUUAUGCCAGCGAAUAUAACGGUGCAGGGCACAUAUCAAACCAAUCCAAUAACGGGACCAAUCGAACUAUGGACAUCGCUCUUCAUUGUAACCAGUCUGGUAUAUGCGAUUCUUCUGAUUGUUGUGUGCAUUGCAUACGUCAUCAGCGAUGUGACCACACAUCGUCUGCCGGUGCUCUAUUACGAGACAUUCUUCACGUAUCUAUACGGAACCAGCAUUCUCUUCCUGUUGUAUGUCUUCUGUUUUCUGCUGCAAGAGAGUUCUUGCUGUAAUGGCGGCAAUGGCAGCAGCAACAAACCGAAACCACAACCCAAGGAGAAGAAAUCGAAGAAAACAAAGAACCCGGAUCCAGCCGAUUCGAAGGAUGCGAAGGGCUCAAAGGACUCUGGCAAAGCUGGCAAAGGCGCCGCAUAUCAGGAAGCACCACCCGUUGAUGCCGAGGUGGCUGUUACACCAAAGAAUGUACGAAAACGCAAGACCACACACAGCGAUCCCACACAUGGCAGCUUCUUUCUGCGCGUCGGUGCCAUCGCUUUUGGCCUGGGCGCCAUGAUCUACAUUGGCCUCGAGUUUGGCUCGUUCUUUGAGAUACCAUUCGAUUCGCCGUGCCAUCACAUCCUAAUUGGCGUCAAUCCGUUGCUGCAAAUGAUCUUCACCUUCAUGCAAAUGUACUUCAUAUUCAUGAACGCACGGCUGAACAUACAUCGCUUUAAGGUGAUCGCACGCUUCGGCCUCAUGCAUGUGGUGGCCACCAACAUAUGCGUGUGGAUACGCACACUGGUCAAGGAGUCCCUGCUGGAGAUCACGAUCUAUCAUCAGAAGCGCGAGGCCGACCCAGAUGCCUCCUCCAUCGCCCAUUCAAUACGCCAACAUGCUUUACGUCAUGCCGGCACUGUGCUGCGCACCCAUGCGGGCCCCAACACCGAAUUCGAGGUCCUGGAUGGCGAGGAUCUGCUGCCGAAGAAUGUGUACAAGAGCGACAAUGUGCUGUCCAAGCUAGUACGCAAUACGGUCGAUGGCAUCUCGAAGAGUCUGGGCAUGGGCUCCAGCGAUGUGGUUAGCAGCAGCAGCACCACCACAACCACCAGUACACGCGCGCCGUACACCACCCCUGGCUAUCAAUGGCACAGCACUACUAUGGCACGCAAGCUGAAGAAGUUUAUCACUAGCACCACCGCCGCGACCAGCAGCAGCAUCAGUACCACCGCCAGCACCACACUGAGCAGCGCAACAAGCACUAGCACCGCUGCAUCACCAUUGGCUAAUGGGGGCUAUGCCUAUGCCACAACCACGACCACCGAAUCGCCCUUCAACGGCUUCCAGCGCACCUUCUCCAGCGCUGCUUCAAACAUACCCUUGAACAGCGGCAACAAUUUCGGCGUUGAUUCGUCCACCGCGCCCGCUGCUGCCUCCGGCGAUGGAUCCACCGCUGGCAAUUUGGGCACCGGCCUAUCCUCAUUUUUCAACAAUCUGGUCUCGUCGACGCCCAGCGCGGUCGUCAGCUCCAGCACGCCGUCCACCACCACCGAGGGCGCCGUCAACGUUAUGAACAAUCUGUUUGGACCGGGCAUGGAGAACAGCUUCCAGACAUACUCGGAUAUAUCGCAUGAUGAGUCCAACGGCCUAGUGGCCUUUGAAAAUCUGGAGAGCCUGGACAAUAUAUAUCCGGCCGCGCUCUCCUCAAACAUUGCCACACUGAACUCAACGGCCUGUGGACGCAUCGAUAUUAUGGGAACCAUUGUGUACGAUUCGGCGCCCUAUUUGUAUCCUUUCAUUAUUGAAUACUCGCUUAUUGGCGCUGUGGUGCUGUACGUCAUGUGGAAGCACAUCGGUCGCUAUCCGGGCCGCAUGAACGAUGAGGAUCUGGAACACCGGCUGGAGGUGAUGCUGUCACGACGGGCCGUCGCCAUGGCGCAGCAGGCACGCUCGGGUCGCGUCGACUGUGUGGGCUCGUCGAAGGGACUGUUCUUUGGUCUGUUGUUGUUGGUCGGCGCGCUCAUUUGCUUGAUACUCUUCUUCGUCUUGGUGCGUCAUCAGCAGUUCUCUCUGUUGGCCAUUUAUCUGGCCGAUGCCAGUCACUGUAUUCUCAUGGCAUUCGCAAUACUCGCCAUUAUUAUCGGCUUCAUCAGGGUUAAGAAUCUGAAAUUCCGCUGUGAGGAGCAAUCAAAUCUAAACGACAUCUUGCUGCGCAUCUCGGCCUUUGGCCUGUUCACCUACUCCGUGUUCAGUAUCAUUGCCGGCAGCCUGAAGGUGCUCGAGAGCGAGCCCAGCCUUCUGGUGACGACCACGGGCGGUGUUGCCGUCUUUCAGGUCAUCUUGCAGCUGCUCUUCAUUGCCGAUGUCUCGCGUCGGCGCGUCCAUCUGCCGGAGCACGAUCGCAGCAAGCCCGGACGUCAAAUUGUCACCUUCCUACUCAUCUGCAAUGUGGCCAUGUUCGCCAUCUACACUUUCGAAGCUCAAAAAGUAUUCGCCAAUCCUGUUCAGUUGGAAUUCUAUGGCUUUGUGCCCUGGUCCAUCAUUCAACGCAUCACACUGCCCCUCUGCAUUUUCCAUCGCUUCCAUAGCGCAGUCACACUCGCCGAGAUCUGGAAGACCACCUAUAAGGCGCGCUUGGAGUAAGGAGCCCAUUGCUACAUAGAACAGCAAAUGCAUGGGAAGAAAUAUAAAAUGCACCAAAAAAGAAAAUGUAGCGCGAGGAAACGCAAAGAAAAACAAGUUAAAAGUUAGUUUCUAAAAAUACAUACUUAAAAAAAAUAUAUAUAUAUAUAAA